Molecule: messenger RNA, 1239 nt
Organism: Magnusiomyces paraingens
Lineage: Eukaryota; Fungi; Ascomycota; Dipodascomycetes; Dipodascales; Dipodascaceae
Exons: 1
Coding region: 1-1239 (412 amino acids)
Source: RefSeq, a predicted model, not a curated record
AUGGCCAACUCGCUAUCAAAAGUUUCACGGAUACUUCUUAAAGCCACGUUGUUGGCUCUGAUAGUUAGCGCAGUCCUCGCAAACACAUCCACACAUGCAGCAAUACAAGACCCUGUCGCCCUUGCGCCGCGACAAGACAAUAAUAAUAACAAUAAUGAAAAUAGCAAUACCAGCAACACUAAGACUAGUGCACAGACUACUGCAUCAUCACAAAGUGAAUCAAGUGCUUCUAGCGCCUCCAAAUCAAACUCAGAAUCUAACUCGGCCUCGAACUCGGCCUCGAACUCUGCAUCAGCAUCUAAAUCGGCAUCGGCCUCAAACUCGAACUCGGAAAGCAAGUCAGAAUCAGCAUCAUCCGGCUCAAAGUCAGGCUCAGCUUCAGCUUCAGGUUCUGUUUCCGGAUCUUCUGCAUCAGGCUCAGCUUCAGGUUCCUCAGCAUCAGGCUCUAAAUCAGGCUCUUCUGCAUCGGGCUCUAAAUCAGGUUCCGGGUCCAAGUCUGGCACUGCUUCCAUUAUCGAUGUCACAGCAGCAUCUGUCACCGCAAGUGCUACUGAAAGCAUUAUUGAUGUUGGUUCUAACAGUAAUCUCAAGUCAUCUACUGUAUCUAAAACAUCAUCAUCUGAAUCAUCUACUCAAUCAGAUGACAAAUCCACAAUCACGUCGUCCUCCAAAAAAUCAUCAUCAUCAUCUUCUUACAAUUACGAUGUUUCCACCAGUAUCGAUGCCCGGCUGCCUGCCGGCUAUGUUUCUAUGCUUACUCCAGUAACUACAGAAACAACCUACAUUAAAAUUGGCGAUUAUGCUACUUUUUCCUGGACUUACACAUCUCUCUCUGUCACUCCACGCUACAUCAAUUUCGAGGCUUACUGUUCCUAUAAUUCUGAAACACACACCAUUGCUACUAACCACCCGUCUAUGGAAACAGAGCUUAUUUGGGACACAAAGGGCUACCAGGCAAAUGCAACAAUUGGUCUUCUCACUUCUACCUACAAACUCUACAUUUAUGAUUCUAAGUCAAACACAACAGCAGCUGCAUCGGCAGGUUACCUUGGUGUAUACACUCAAAAAUUUGCCAUGUAUCUUCCAGAACCAUAUACCCCACUUUCAGAAUGGACUUGCGUCAACUGUAAAGACAAUGGUAGCAUCUUGGCUCAAUAUGUUGAUCCUACUGUUGCUAAACUUUUAGGAACUCUUUUACUUAUUUUCAUUGGGUCUUUUAUUCAGACUAUAUUUUUUUAA